Molecule: messenger RNA, 5637 nt
Organism: Dioszegia hungarica
Lineage: Eukaryota; Fungi; Basidiomycota; Tremellomycetes; Tremellales; Bulleribasidiaceae
Exons: 8
Coding region: 1-5637 (1878 amino acids)
Source: RefSeq, a predicted model, not a curated record
AUGCCUGGAUGGGUAACAGCAUCACAGGACGCGGGAACGGGAGCGGGGGGCUCGCAUACCCCCGCGGCCGUUGGCGGACAGGCGGCGGGGGCGAGUGUGACUGGUACUAGUGGAAAUACCUCCGGUGCUCUGAAUGGGGGUAACAGGAGUGGAGGACAGCCGCAGGCGCAGGCACAGGCAAGACAAGGCCAAGGGAAGGGACAGGCGCAGAUGGGACAAGGUAUGAUGGGAGGCAGUGGAGGUCAGACUAGAGCCCCCUCAUCCCGCAAAGGCUCCGGCCCACCUUCCCAAUCCCCACAGCCCAACUCCGCCUCGGCAGGCCUCACCUCCAACGCGCAAGUAGCGCCUCGUCGAAGUCCAAAUCCCAUGCCAACUCAGCCAAGCAUCAUGGCGCCCCCUACCGCUCAGACCGACUUCGGGACGGCCCUCACCUCUCCCACCAACUCGACCCAUUCUCAAAGCAUGCCCGCCCCCAACUUCCCCUCUCUGACGCAAGGUCGAAUGCAGCGAUUCAUCGAUGGCAUCCCCGAAGACCAAAUUAUAACUUCCUCAGCGCUGGCUAUGGCCUGCGCGCCGACGCCUAUGCCGGAACGACAAUCCUCACCAGUUGACGAGGCCUCGGCGGAGGACGCACUCUUCGCUGCACCAGGAAAUACGGUAGGAAGUAAUUUUCCUUUAGGAACUAUCAACCAGGCGGGCCGGCAGGCCACGCCCCAAGAGAUGAUCUCGAGCAUCGCCCGACCGGACUCGGCGCAUACCGCCUCGGGCUCGGGUGGCGGCAGCGGCGGCAUUAACGGGAAUGGAGGCGGGAUGGACCCUCCUGGAUCGACCGAGACGCAGUACUAUGGGCGUAUGCUCAGUCCCUCGCCCGAGCCAGAGACAGCCGGGGCAUUGGCUGCAGCUGCGGCGGCGGCUGAGGCGGCGGCGGCAGCGGCAGCUCGACCAUCAGCUACACCACCCGUACCCCAGAACAACACGGUCGGUACGUGGGACUACCCUUACACGUCGGGACAGUCGGCUCAGCCGAACGAAACGGUCGAAUUCGGUUUCGUUCCCGGCGGAACGGCCAAUCCUACACCUCCCCCUUCAGCGCCACCGCAAUCGACUGCGGCAGCGGCGGGGCCAUCGGCGUCGCCACAGCUGCAAGGCGCGAUACAGCGAUUCCAGCUGAAUCAGCAGACCGUGCAGCGUCUCCACUCACUGCCGCUGGAACAGCGGAUACAGUACGCGGCUGCAAUGCAGGGCGGCGGCCAGCUCAAUCCUGGGAACGCGAGUCAGGCCAACGGAUCGGUCCGGCAGCAUCAGCCGCCUGCCAACCUGGCCGCGGCAGCUUCGGCUGGAAUGUCCAGUCAGGCGGAUCUGCAGCUGUAUUUGGAGCAGCAGCUGCAGGCGGGCGCGGCCGCGAAUCAGGUCCAGCAGCAGCAAGCGGUCCAGCAGCAGCGACAGCAGCAGGCGGCUAUCCAGCGGCAGCGGCAGAAUGAGCAACACUUCCAGGCUCAGCAGGCGCAGCAUCAACAACCGCAGUCGCAGCCUGGCCCAUCGCAGUACGCCAUGCCUCAACAGCAGUCGCAGCCACAACCACAGGUACCGCCGCCCCCGCCUCCGGCAGGAACAUUUUACGGUCCAGGCGGCGCCACUUUUGCCAUUCCGGACGUGCCCUUUGAUCCUCGUUACGCGGCGCAGCAGCAACAGCAGCAACAGCAGCAGCAGCAGCAGCAACAGCAGCAGCAGCAGCAGCAGCAACAACAUCAACCACCUUCGGUAAUGGCGGCGGCGCAGCCUCGGCGAUCUUCCGGCCCAUCCGCUGCUCAGAACAAUCAACAGCAACCCCGGGCGCUACCGCCGGCACUGCAUCUCCCACUCUCAGGACCGCAAUAUCAACAACAGCCGGGGCGGAUUCGCCAACCACCGCCGCAUGGGGUUCCUGCCAACGGGCCGAAUUUAGCUCAGGCUCAGGCUCAGGCCCAGGCGCCAGCUCUGGCCAACCAGAUGCAACCAUCAGCAUCGGGCAUACGGCAGAACCAUGACCACGCGAGCAUGACGCCGAUCUCGCCAAUGGGAUCGGGUCCGAUGCCGGCGCAGGGGGUUCCGUCCCCAUUCAGUCAAUUCUACAAUGAGAAUGCAGCCAUCCUCAAUGUCCUGUCGAAUAACCUGACGGUUGCUUGGAAUGAGCAGUUUCGCUCGUCGGAGCGGAUGGUUCGGCAAGCAGGCGCAUUCUGCAACGACCAGGCAACAGCUAUCGCGGCGGAGCAGCUCAAGGUCAAGCAGCUCGAGGAGCAGAUGGAACGCGGUAGACAAAGACACGGUGCCUUGGUGAAAGAAUAUGUAGCGCAGAAAAGCGUAUUGAAGGAGCUGAGAGAGGUAAAGGAGCGGGGCGAUCAAACCAUCGCCUCGGCCCAUACGUCGGUCACGCAAUUGACAAGGGAGAAAGAAACGGCGGAACAGAAGUUGACUGUGCUACGAGCGGAACUGGGGAAAACGUCGGAAGCUCUCAAGCAUUCGGAACAGCUUCGGACGGAGGAUAUCGAGAAACACGCCGCCCUUACCGCAAGCGCGGUCACGCACGAUCUCGACUAUGCGGCCGUCGCAUCGGAACGGGACAAUGCCAACCAAUCGGCUAAGCAGGCGGCAGACGAACUCGAAGCGGAGCGCCAGACCUUGGCCGAUCUAAAGACCGAGGUUGAGCGGCUCCGGGCGGCCAAGGUGGCCGGCGAGGGGCUCAUAAAGCGUCAAGCUAUUAUCCAGCAGUCCGCGAGCCUGGUACGGCGGUACCUCAACAUCAGUGAUACGAACGCCACGGCCGAUGUUUUCUUCAAGCAGGUGCUCGCUGCGAUCGAGCAGAAGCAGGCGGAGACCGAUCAGUUGAAGCUGGACGUCGGGGAUGGGCUGCGGAAAGUGACCGAGCUGGAGAAGCGGGUGGCAAAGUACAAGGAGGACGAGGAGAUACAGGCGAACGGGGCGAAAAAGACCAUGGCGGAUCUUGGGCGGACAAAGAAGUGGUUGGAGACGGUGACGGCCGAGAGGGAUGCGUUGCGGAAGGACAAGAAAGAGCUGGAGGGAAAGCUCAAGCUGGAGCAGAAGCAACUCGCCGACGGGAAAGGCAUGCUCGAGAAGCUCAAGGGGGAGAAGGGGAGAAUGGGGUCGGAGGAGAUGCAGCGCGAGCUGGACAGCAAGACGGAGCGGGUGGGGAAGGUAGAGAGGGAGCUGUUGAAGAAGCAGGAGAAGGUGGCGGAACUGGAAUCGGCGGUCAGUUCUGUGAGAACUCAGCUGGAGACUGCGCUGGACCAGAAGGAGGCGGCGGAGCAAAAGUUGGCGGAUGCCAACUCGAUGGCCGACACCCGGAAACGGACCAACGAGCUCGCGAUCCAAAAGCUCGAAGAUCGGAUCUCGGAACUUUCGGACACGGAGGACACGGGCGCCCUCCAGACUGCGGUGGAAGGGAAGGAGGCGACGAUCAAGAUCCUUCGCAAGGACGUCAAGAAGCUUCAGAAGGAGGUCGACACCAACUCGGCGCUUCUCGCUGCGUCCAACAAGGAGCGAGAUAGUAUUCGAAAGAGCAAUGAGGAGGCGCAGGGCAAGGUGGAGAAGCUCGAAGCAAAGAUCAAGAGGAGGGACGAGCGGAUCGAGAAGCUGGAAGAGCAGCGGGACGAGGCGGAUGUGGUGGACACCACGACGAUACCUGUUUCUCGUGAGGGGUGGGAGAAGGAACGAGCGGGGCUCGUCAAGGAGGUGGAGGAGCUGAAGGGGAAGCUGGACUAUAUCACCAAGGCGGCGGAUAGACGCAAGAACACGAUUGGGGCGCUCAACAAGGAGCGGGGCGAUCAUGUCUUACAGAUCAAGAAGUUGGAGGAUGAUGUCGCGCGGUUGAGCGCGCACAAGGGCGGUAGCGGCAGCAGUGCACAUGGUGGGGAGGUGUCAACCGUGUCGAAGGAGUAUCUCGCGUCGAGGCGGCGGUCGACACGGAGCGACAAGGAGGACGGGAAGAUAUCGGAAUACUCGAGGGUGGGGCGCUCGAUCAGCCUGUACCCCAGGAGCGAGAAGGAGGAGGGGGAGGUUUCGACGAUCGGCGGACGGUCCGUCGAGCCAGAAGAGGCGGUAGAGGAGGUUGAAGCCGGAGCGGACGACGUGGAUAUGGACAUUGUGACGGUGACGGAGGCUGGGGACGUGGAUCCCGACGAGUCGCCCAGUAUACGCCCCGCGGUCCUUCCUCAGCAGUCGCCAGUCCAGGCUCGUCCGGACGCUUACGUCCCUCGUGAUCGACCAGUCGGCGGAUCAGCCCCGGGCCCGGGUCCUCCGUCUAAGCCGGUGUUCAACAACUACCAACCUCGGAAUCCUCCAGGCGGUGGUCAGACCGGGUCGGCAAGCGGAGGGGCAGUGAACGCUCCGCGGCCUGGGAUGGACCGUAAUGGGUCAAGCUCCGGCUCCGGGUAUGGGAGACCUGGACCAGGCGGCGGGAUGGGCGCUGCUUCGCUGGAGAUGAGCCAUUCGGAGUCGGCGGAAUCGGCAGGGCGUGGGACUACCCCUCGAGGCCGCCCGAUAAAGCAGAUGAAACCAAGACCGGCAGCUCCAGCGGCGGGCGCUGGGCAGCCAAAGGAGAGCUUCUUGGAACUCGCACUGGCCCGGGCGAGGGGUGCUCCUUUUAAAAAGCCCGGAUCAUCGCUCAGUACCCCCAAUACCCCUAAUGCGGGUGGCUCUGCGUCGACGUUAGCGCCGAACUCCAGUCAGGGCCCCAAUGGCUCAGGCGGGACAGCCGGGGCAGCCGGGGCAGGAGCCAGCAACGUCACGCCCAAACAACUUGCAUAUGUCCCUCGGAAGAAGGCGGUGGAUGGGGUCAGAAAGUCGGCGUUGGGUCCACCUGCGCCGUCCGUUCCUGUAGUGGAACCGGCAUCAGGCGAGGACGACGAUGUCAUCUUUACGGGAGAAAACUCCACUUCAGUCUCGCGGGAUUCUAUCAAGCGCAAUACUUGCAAUCCUCAGCCGGGCGGUUCCUCCAUGCGACCUCCUCCAACAGUUGGCAUCAGCGGCAAUGGAGAUAGUGUCAAGCGGAAAAAGCGCAACCCCGAUAGUCCCGAGCAGGGACGUGCGGAUAGUCCCUCCACCAGCAGCUUGGGGGGACGGGAGAAGAUGGUCAAGCGGCGCAAGAGGACGAUCAUAAGCGAAGAGCCCGAUAUGGUUGCUGAAGGGCUUGUCAUUGUCGCUACACCCGAAUCCGCCUCCGCGUCUUCAUUGAACGCACUCGGUCCCUCCCGGCAUUUGAAGCGAGGAAGCACCGCCGCCUUCUCCGAUUCUGGGACCUCCGUGGGGACUGCGUCGACGGCGACCAAGGAGUCCCGCGAACAGCGGGCCCUGGCGGUGCAGCAUGGCCCGCCGAUCACUCGGGAGUGGGUGUCGCAGCCGCAUCGACUCCGGAAUAUGAUUGUGGGCGCGCGAGAUGGGAUACAUACCAUCUGCAAGCUGUGCAUAGCUGAACUGCCUCCGCUGGAAAGACGGAAGGAGAUGAAUGCGGAGGAUCGACAACCGCUCGUCGAGACGGAUCACGAGGAGAUUAUCGAUCAUCUCAUGACGCAUCCGGAAACGCUGAAGAAGUUCAAGGUUAACAGGAUUAGGCAGGCGAAGGAAGAUGAGGAAGCGGGUUGA